AUGUUUUUAUUCAAAGUCAAUUCAUCAUAUCCUGAAGUCUUAACCAAACGAACAUUACUUUCAAUAAUCGCAAAGACCUUUGACCCUCUUGGAUGGUUGGCACCGAUCACGGUUCGGUAUAAAUUGAUUAUGCAAAGAUUGUGGAAACAUCAGUUUCAGUGGGAUGAAAAGGUUCCUCCAGAUAUUGAAUGUGAGUGGAAACAACUUACAGAAGAUUUGUUAUUUAUUAAAAGUAUCAAAAUUUCACGAUUCUUGUUGGUUGAAUCAGAUAACCAGUUUCAACUGCACGGGUUUUGUGACGCCUCAGAGAAGGCCUACGCCGCUGCAAUUUAUUAUCGUUCUGUGUUAGAUACUGGACAAAUUAAUGUUCAGUUAGUGAUAGCCAAAACAAGAGUUGCACCACUAAAAACCAUAUCACUUCCCCGAUUGGAACUUUGUGGAGCAUUACUGUUGACUAAAUUAAUGGAUUUCACCUGUAGGGCUUUAAAUACUCCUAUAUCGCAAGUUUAUUUUCAUACUGAUUCCACUAUUGUAUUAGCCUGGAUAAGAUCUCAUGCAAGCCGAUGGAAGACCUUCGUCGCCAACAGAGUAGCAAAAAUCCAGACUUUAUCCUCUCCUGUCCAGUGGCAUCAUGUGAGUGGAAAUGCUAAUCCUGCUGAUCUUGCAACCCGUGGUGUGUCAUCAUCUGCACUGGUUACUUCAUUGUGGUUACGUGGUCCAGAUUUAUUGUAUAAUUUAUUUCCUUUCAGCAAGCAUUAUCUGCACCACUACUGA
Molecule: messenger RNA, 774 nt
Organism: Stegodyphus dumicola
Lineage: Eukaryota; Metazoa; Arthropoda; Arachnida; Araneae; Eresidae
Source: RefSeq, a predicted model, not a curated record